GCAGCAGAGAAGCAGCGGCGGAGAGGGCAGACGGCAGGAGCCGGACCUCCCCAGCCCAUCCCCUCCCCACCCCACACACCCGAAGGGAAUUUCCCCUCCUCUUCCCAUGAAGGCGCAAGGGUGCCCCGCUGGCCACGCCAGGACAUCUGGCCAUCGCCCGAGCAGCGGCAGCACCAUGAUCCGGCUGGGGAGACUCUUCCAUCUCCUGACUUUGAUCAAGUUGCCCUGCUGCCUGCUGGAGUUUCUCCUCUCUGCGGUGGCUCACGGACAGGAGAUGUACGCCCCCCACUCCAUCCGGAUAGAGGGGGACAUCACCCUGGGGGGGCUCUUUCCCGUCCACGCCAAGGGACCCACCGGAGUGCCUUGCGGGGACAUCAAGAAAGAAAACGGCAUCCACCGGCUCGAGGCGAUGCUGUACGCGCUGGACCAGAUCAACAGCGAUCCGGACCUGCUGCCCAACGUGACGCUCGGGGCUCGGAUCUUGGACACUUGUUCCAGGGACACCUAUGCAUUGGAGCAGUCGCUCACUUUUGUCCAGGCGCUGAUCCAGAAGGACACCUCCGACGUGAGGUGCACCAAUGGGGAACCACCGGUCUUUGUCAAGCCAGAGAAAGUAGUUGGAGUGAUUGGGGCAUCUGGAAGUUCAGUGUCCAUUAUGGUAGCGAACAUCUUAAGGCUUUUCCAGAUUCCCCAGAUCAGUUAUGCCUCAACAGCACCAGAAUUAAGUGAUGACAGGCGCUACGAUUUCUUCUCACGAGUGGUCCCUCCAGAUUCCUUCCAAGCACAGGCAAUGGUUGACAUUGUAAAAGCUUUGGGGUGGAAUUACGUGUCAACAUUGGCAUCUGAAGGAAAUUAUGGAGAAAAAGGAGUGGAGUCCUUCAUGCAGAUUUCCAGAGAGGCAGGUGGCCUCUGCAUUGCCCAGUCACUGAAAAUUCCCCAGGAUCGCAAAGAGAAGACCAUCGACUUUGAUAAAAUUAUCAAGCAGCUCCUAGACACUCCCAAUGCCAGGGCCGUUGUUAUUUUUGCCAACGAUGAGGACAUAAAGCAGAUCCUUGCAGCAGCAAAAAGGGCUGAUCAAGUCGGUCAUUUUCUGUGGGUAGGAUCAGACACUUGGGGCUCCAAAAUAAAUCCGCUAAUUCAGCAAGAAGACAUUGCUGAGGGAGCAAUCACCAUUCUGCCUAAGAGAGCAACCAUAGAGGGAUUUGAUACCUACUUUACCACGCGCACCCUGGAGAAUAAUAGAAGAAAUGUGUGGUUUGCAGAGUAUUGGGAGGAGAACUUCAAUUGCAAGUUAACGAUUAGUGGAUCAAAAAAGGAAGACACAGACCGUAAAUGCACAGGGCAGGAGAGAAUUGGAAAAGAUUCCCAUUAUGAACAAGAGGGGAAAGUUCAGUUUGUGAUUGAUGCUGUGUAUGCCAUGGCUCAUGCCCUCCAUCACAUGAACAAGGAUCUUUGUGCUGAUUACCCUGGGAUCUGUCCGGAGAUGGAACAAGCAGGAGGCAAGAAAUUGCUGAAGUAUAUACGCAAUGUUAACUUUAAUGGCAGUGCUGGCACUCCAGUGAUGUUUAAUAAAAACGGUGAUGCACCGGGGCGCUAUGACAUCUUUCAGUAUCACACAACAAACACCACCACUCCAGGCUACCACCUGGUUGGCCAGUGGACCGAUGACCUGCAGCUCAACAUUGAAGACAUGCAAUGGGGUAAAGGAAUACGUGAGAUCCCAUCCUCUGUCUGCAGUCUGCCUUGUAAACCAGGUGAAAGGAAGAAGAUGGUGAAAGGGAUGCCGUGCUGUUGGCACUGUGAGCUAUGUGAUGGGUACCAGUACCAAGCUGAUGAGGUGACAUGUUUGCUCUGCUCAUAUAACGAGCGACCUAAUGAGAACCGCACUGGAUGCCGCCCUAUACCCAUUGUGAAAUUGGAAUGGCACUCUCCGUGGGCCGUCAUACCAGUCUUUUUGGCUAUGCUUGGAAUUAUUGCCACCAUUUUUGUAAUGGCGACCUUCAUUAGAUAUAAUGACACUCCCAUUGUCCGGGCUUCUGGAAGGGAACUCAGCUAUGUCCUGUUGACUGGAAUAUUUCUUUGUUAUAUAAUUACUUUCCUGAUGAUUGCCAAACCAGAUGUUGCAGUGUGCUCCUUCCGACGUAUCUUCCUGGGCUUGGGGAUGUGCAUUAGCUAUGCAGCCCUUUUAACUAAAACAAACCGCAUCUACCGCAUAUUUGAACAGGGCAAAAAGUCAGUGACAGCACCUCGGCUUAUAAGCCCAACAUCGCAGCUGGCGAUCACUUCAAGUUUAAUAUCAGUUCAGCUUCUAGGGGUUUUCAUUUGGUUUGCAGUUGACCCACCCAACAUCAUCAUAGAUUAUGAUGAGCAGAAGACUAUGGACCCUGACCAAGCCAGAGGAGUUCUCAAAUGUGACAUUACGGAUCUACAAAUCAUUUGCUCCUUGGGGUAUAGCAUUCUCCUAAUGGUUACAUGUACUGUGUAUGCCAUCAAGACUCGGGGUGUCCCAGAGAAUUUUAAUGAAGCUAAACCCAUUGGAUUCACUAUGUACACUACCUGUAUAGUAUGGCUUGCCUUCAUUCCAAUAUUUUUUGGUACUGCACAGUCAGCUGAAAAGCUCUACAUACAAACUACCACACUUACAAUAUCCAUGAACUUAAGUGCUUCAGUGGCCCUGGGGAUGCUUUACAUGCCGAAAGUGUACAUCAUCAUCUUCCAUCCUGAACUAAAUGUCCAGAAACGGAAACGCAGCUUCAAGGCCGUAGUGACGGCAGCGACCAUGUCAUCACGGCUUUCGCACAAAGCUAGCGACAGGCCCAAUGGGGAAGCAAAAACAGAACUUUGUGAAAAUGUAGACCCAAACAAAUGCAUACCACCAGUAAGAAAGAGUGUACAAAAAUCUGUUACUUGGUACACUAUUCCACCUACAGUAUAGCUUUUGCCUGCUUUCCAAGAAGGCCCUGCUGCAAAAAAGAAGUAUGUCAGUUAUAAUAACCUGGUUAUCUAGUCCAUUUCUUCAGACAGAGUUGAGGAAGGAUGAAG
Molecule: messenger RNA, 3042 nt
Organism: Malaclemys terrapin pileata
Lineage: Eukaryota; Metazoa; Chordata; Testudines; Emydidae
Gene: GRM7
Product: glutamate metabotropic receptor 7
Exons: 11
Coding region: 107-2935 (942 amino acids)
Biological process (GO): regulation of synaptic transmission, glutamatergic; G protein-coupled glutamate receptor signaling pathway
Cellular component (GO): membrane
Molecular function (GO): group III metabotropic glutamate receptor activity
Source: RefSeq, a predicted model, not a curated record